UGAUCGGUUUGACGUAUGCAAGGUCGACUCUGAGAUCCCUACGGUCAACGAAUCAGCAAUGGACGAGGAGGAGCAGCAAGUUCUGAAGCUCCACAGUCCGAAUCGGGUAGAACAAGUUUCAUACAAGUGGCCUCUCCUUCGCAAUGACACAGUCGACGAAGCGACAGAGAUUAUAGACACCAUCAGAUGGGUGUGUAACGAUUUUGACAACAUGAAAUUGGCAAUGAACAAGUGGUUUGAUGACGUGGAUCCGAGCAGCUUUGAGAGCAUGAAAUCUUUAUGUGAGAGAUAUAAUCGAGCUAUUGAUGGAGUGAAGAAGCUGUGGGCGGGGCAGAUGCCACCAGGAUGCUUGAGUGAACGGCCGUGUCCGCAGUUGUUGAAGCAUAUCAUCACUCAGGCGUACAAUCAUGCAAUACCUAAUCCCGGAAAGCUGAACUAUUAUGAGCCAUUUUCACCGGAAGUGUAUGGUGAAACAUCUUAUGACUUGGUUGCUCGAAUUAUCGAAGAAACUGACAUGACUGAGGAUGACGUGUUUAUUGAUCUUGGCAGUGGUGUUGGACAGGUAGUGUUGCAAGUAGCUGCUGCAACGAAGUGUCGCGAGUGCAUUGGCAUAGAGAAAGCAAACGUUCCAGCUCAGUUUGCAGCGGAAGUAGAUAAGGAAUUUGUUCGGUGGAUGGCAUGGUAUGGCAAGAAGUAUGGACAAUAUGAAUUGUUUCAUGCUGACUUCUUGGAUCCAUCUAUGGACAGUAAACUAUCAUCUGCAACUAUUCUCUUCUGCAACAACUUUGCAUUUGGGCCUCAUGUCAACCAUCAGCUGAAACUUCGGUUUUCGCAUUUGAAAGAAGGUACAAGAAUUAUCUCAUCGCGUGAGUUCUGCCCUCUUAACUUCCGAAUAACAGAGAGAAAUUUGACUGAUAUUGGUUGCAUGAUACGUGUGUCUGAGUUGUCUCCAAUGCGAGGCUCGGUGUCCUGGACAGGAAAUCCAGUCUCGUACUUUUUGCAUGUCAUUGACAGAACAAUGCUUGAAGAUUAUUUUCGACAGCAGAAGGACGGUGUCAGUGCAUCUACAAGAAUGGCGAGUGAGGAUGCAACAUCUGAUUGGAGUGUAUCUCCCAAUGGUGAUGAUAGUGAGAGCGACGAGAGUGCAGAGAAUGAGGUGUUUGUUGGAAAUGGUGUGCUAAAUCAAUGGGCACAAGGUCGCAAUGGAAUAACACGGAAUUCAAGGAGAUCAAACAAUCAUUUCAAUCAUACCAAUGGCUCACGUCAAGAUCUUCUUCAACAAGCUAACCAGUCAAAUUGGUCUACUUGGUCUACAAGGCAUAAGAAGUCACUCAGAUUAGUCAAAGCAGCAAAGGUAGCAAGGGCAAGGAAAGUAGGUAGACCAGCAAGUCAGCUGCAAGUUAAUGGACCAAAUAGUGAACUGGAAAAGAGCAUUGAUAGACUCAUGGUGAACUUUAGACGUGAAUUUUUUACAUUUGCAUUGUACAUGAAAGGCCAAGAAUUUGCUUCAAAUCUAAGAUCUCAAGUUGAAGUGGAGGAGCAAUUGCAGAAGAGACUCACAGAAGAUCGUUGUAAGCUGGAAGCUGAGGUAGAUGACAUUGUCAAGAAAACCGUUGUUCUAAUUCACAAACAACUAGAUGAACUGGGAGUAUGCGACCACACACCUGAUGCUAUGGUAAAUGCAGCAAAAGCAAUGUUAAAACAAAACAAGGAUCUGAGAGAGCAGGCAGCUGAGUUACGACGUGACAUACAACAGCUAGAAAAGACUCCAGAACGCACUAAAGCUGAAGUUGGAGAAAGGCAUGGAGUGAAGAACGGAUAUAUAAGAGACACGCAAAACGACCUGAAGGAGAGAAUUGCAACCGCAGUGCAGGAAAGAAACAAACUGCAGAGACAAAUGGGUGACCUGCAAAGAGAAGUGAACAUGCUGACUGAAAUAGUAGAGUUGAAGCGGUUGCUGGCGGAACGCACAACUCCAGCUACCAACGAAAUAGAGAAAUCAGAGAAGAAAGCUACAGAGGUGGCUAAGGGGAAAAAGAAACAGAAGAGACGUUCGGCAGGGUCUUCUCAACUCAAAGUGUCCAAAACACAACCAUUGAUGCCAGUCGUAUCAGAGAAUAACACAGCUGGAAGUGACAAUCUAGAGCUAACAGUCGCUGCUGCUGUAAAUACUGGUAUUGAAGAACAACACGUGGAAAGUGAGAUGGAUAGGACUGUAACGCUUAAGGCUUUCAGUGAGAUUGAAAAGAUACCUGUUAAUAACACAGGGGAUGUAACUGAUUCAAAUGAGGCGCAUCGAGUUUUCAGUGGGACUGGAAGGGUAUCUACUGAUAGACAAGAUCCAACUGAUUCAAAAGAGACACAUCAAGCCUUCAGGGAGACUGAAAGGAUACAUGCUAAUAACAAAAAGGAUGCAACUGAUUCGAAAGAAGUACAUCAAAUCUUCAGUGAGACGGAAAGGAUGACUGAUAGACAGGACACAACUGAUUCAAUAGAGCCAGAUCAAGCCUUCAGUGAGGUUAAAAGGAUACAUGCUAAUAGUAGAAAAGAUGCAACUGAUUCAAUAGAGGUACAUCAAGUUUUCAGUGAGCCUGAAAAGAUACUUGCUAAUACACAGGACAGAACUGAUUCGAAAGAAGCACAGCAAGCCUUCAGUGAGACUGAAAGGAUUCCUGCUAAUGACACAAACAUUGACGAUGAUCCAAGUCUAGUUAAAGCCAAACAGAGUUAUGUUGUUGCUAGUAAAUCGGUCGGUAAACGUGGCAAAGCAGCAGGGAAGCAUUUCAGUGGUACAAUGCGGUAUAGUUCUCGAAUUGCAGUAAAGCAUUUGGAGUCGGCAUGUCCUGUAGACGCUUUAGCUGUUCAAGAGACAUUACAGUCAAUGGACAUUUUAGACUCUCCUAUAGAAGUAGUCCAAUCACAUUCAAGAGAGGUACGCAAUCUUGGCAACAUGUUUCCUUUACCCAGUAAAACAAAGCUACAAUUUCAGUCAUCAUCAGCAAUCCAUUCAAAGCCAGAAUCGACAAAAACAGAGACAUGCAUGAAGACUGCAACCAGAAGGAGACGAAGGAAGAAGGUAGAAGCAGAGAAAACAACUAGGGUGAAUGAAGAAAUUAAACAUUCAAAUUUAGAGAUGACUGUAUUGGACAAGGGCAAUGAGAAAGACCAGACAGAUGAAAAUGAUGUCUCUCAUGCAAUAGAACAAACGUUCUGUACUGAAUUGCAUUCGAAGGGUGAUACAGAGAAAAUGGCCCCUAUUUCUAGCGAGGCAGACGCCUUAGUUGUUCUACCUGAUCAACCUCAAAUUUCUGUUAUCGAGCAGUCAGAUCUUGAGCAGGUGGGACAUUCUGUUUCUGACACAGAAGAAGUAGAACAGCCGAAAUCCUUGAUACCUAGUAUUGUCACGUCGUCAUCCAGCCUUACUAGUGCUGUUGUGAUGUCAGCAGUUGCCAGUUCCUGUCAUGUUUCAGUGUGUACAUCUCUAACUGAUGUUUCUCAUGCUCCAUCGUUGAAUACACAGAGAGAUGAGCCAGAAGACAGCCAUAAGUUCAACUGGAAAAAGAAAAAGAAGGUAACACGAUUGAGACAAACAGAUGAAACACUUGGCAGUCAGUACAAAACGGGACGCGUUUUCAAGAGCAGAUGGGAAGGUCGAGGGAACAGAUAUUUGAGUGGAACCAGUGAGGGGACAUCACACCAUUCAUCUUUUAGUUUUGAGAAUAAGAAAUCAGCAGCUCAAUCAAACCAUCUUAUGCCAUACACAAAUAUUGUGGAAUCGAGGAAAACUCAUUCUUUAUUGCCUCAUUCUUUAUUGCCUCAUUCUGAGGCUGACAAGUUACCAACAAAUCAACUGAAUCUUGGCGUGCAAUCAAGGAAUGAUAGAGUCCAAAUACCAAAAAGCAACCCUGUACCACUGCUUGACCAAACUGAAAUAGCAAGACUUCGCAGUACACAGUCUCCUACAGGUAAAAGUGAUCAGUCAGUAAGUCAAUUUCAUUGUUCACCUGUAUUACAAAAUAGAGAAUUCAUGUCAAUUUGUGGGAGUUCAGCAUCUGUUACUUGCGGCAUCGAGCAGUCACAUCAUUUGAAUUUUGUAUAUAGCCGUGCUCAGCAUCCUAAAGAGAUGCAGAUACCUGAAAACAAUACCAAAGUUGAACAUUACUCAUUCUCUAGUUCUUCGUCUGCCAUGCCAAUUUGUGGAAAUUCAGCACCAGGUACUUGUGGCAUCGAUCAGUCUCAUCAUUUGAAUUUUGUAUAUGGCCAUGCUCAGCAUCCUAAACAGAUGCAGUUACCUGGAGACAGUACCAGAGUUGAACAUUAUUCACUCUCUACUUCUUCGUCUGCCAUGCCAAUUUGUGGGAAUUCAGCACCGGUUACUUGUGGCAUCGAGCAGUCUAAUCAUUUGAAUUUUGUACAUGGCCAUGAUCUGCAUCCUAAAAAGAUGCAGUUACCUAAAAAGAUGCAGUUACCUGAAAAUAGUACCAGAGUUGAACAUUACUCACUUCCUAGUUCUUCGUUUGCCAUGCGUUUGCCCAGUGGAUCACACUCGUCUGUUGUAAAAACGUCUUCUCAGUUUGGAACAGAACACAUUACUUCUCAGCCCCCAGCUGUUGCAUCUUUAGUUACUGAGCAAUCAUCGGGUCAGAAAGAAGGUAAGAAGCCAACCUCAGUGAAACCAAAGCGAGUGUUGUCUAUUAAAAGUUAUUGGGAAAGCCGUCAAAUGGAAAGGACUGGUAAUCAGAAAGACCAAGAGAAGAAAAACAAGCUAGGUGAGGUUGCUGCAAUCACUACCAAGAAGGAAGGUAGCUCAGUUGAUGGUCUAUCACAAAGUGAGAGCUAUUCUAUUGAGGUAAAGGGAGGUCAAGAACGGAUGCAACGCUGCAAUCAGCAGAGACCACGUUCGAUCAGUCAGGAUAAUCUUGAAGACGGGCAGAAGUCUUUCUGCCAAAACAAUCUGUCGAUCUUGGGUGUGUCUCUGACUAAGGUUGUUCCAAGUAGAGGAAAACAUCUGGACGGAGCUCACAGACCACCAGCUCCACUGCCACCGCCACCGCCUUCUACAGUACUGCAGUCUUCUACGAGCGGCACUAAACUGGAUAGAGAUCAAUUGAAAGGGAACUUGCAACGGGGAAACAGAAUACAUAAUCAUCAUCACCGUGGUCAUCAGCACCAUCAUCAUCAUGGUCAUGGUCAUCGACAUCAUGGACAUCGACAUCGUCAUCAUCAUAAGCGAGAGAAAAUUGGAGAAAAGGUUUUACACCAUUCAGAACAGAAGAAACGUGAUGAAGAUGGAAGUCCUAGUAGGACAAUAUUUGGAAUUCGUCUCCCGUCGUCAGUGGCUAGAAAAGUUAAUUCCGUAUUACCUCUACACGUACAACACCAAAGGCCCAGUCAACUGAGCAUUGUUCGUAGGGAUGGUCAAAAUGAUUGUCAGGAAUGUUCAACAGAGAAGCCCGUGGUCACUCAAAACAUCGUCAGUUCUUCAACUGAACAAGAGGCAAGCAACGAUCAGGAGACUACGCGUGUUUCAGAAGAACUUCACGUCGGUCAGCUGCAAACUGAUUGUCAGGAAUGUUCAACAGAGAAGCCCGCGGUCACUCAAAACAUUGUUAGUUCUCCAACUGAACAGGAAUCAAGCAAUGAUCAGGAGACUACGUGUGUUUCAGAAGUCGGUCAGCUGCAAACUGAUUGUCAGGAAAGUUCAACAGAGAAGCCCACGGUCACUCAAAGCAUUGUCAGUUCUCCAACUGAACAGGAGGUAAGCAAUGAUCAGGAGACUACACGUGUUUCAGAAGAACUUCACAUCGGUCAGCUGCAAAGAGAUUGUCAGGAAAGUUCAACAGAGAAACCCGCGGUCUCUCAAAACAAUGUCAGUUCUCCAACUGAACAGGAGGUAAGCAAUGAUCAGGAGACUACGCGUGUUUCAAAAGAACUUCACGUCGGUCAGCUGCAAAGUGACUGUCAGGAAAGUUCAACAGAAAAAUCCGCGGUCGCUCAAAACGUUGUCAGUUCUUCAACUGAACAGGAGGUAAGCAAUGAUCAGGAGACUACACGUGUUUCAGAAGAACUUCACGUCGGUGAGCUGACCACUAAGACCACCAGGGAAGAUACUCACGUUUGUGGACCCAGUUUUGAAUGCUCUUGUGGUGGAGGUGCUAUCUCUUCGGCUGAAGAUUGUUCUGCCACUGCUGGCAAAGAGACAGCUACUGCUGUUUGUGAGAACAGGACUGUUGAUGGGGUAGAGACAAUUCUUGGUGCCAGUCACGAAAGAUCAGACAGUAGGCUUGCGAGUUCUUCAGUUCGUAGGCAAGAGUCUGUGCUUAAUCUGGAUGCCUCUCCAGCUAUAGUAGAAACCGCUGUGACUAAUUUAACAGCUCUACUACCAACUGACGACAAACAGGCAAGUGCAAGCUGUCCGGAGGAAAAGUGCUCUUUAAGUGACUCAAAUUGCGGUAGACCUGUAAAGUCGGAAAGGAAGCAGGAAAAUUUUAAUGAAUUUGAAAGAACAUCUGAGCUAAAUGAGCGAGGUACAGUCGGUAGUUUGAAAUCAGUAGCACCAAUCGAUCCAAUCUGUGAAGUGACGACUGCAAACGGUAUGAAGGACGGUAACCGAAAUUUUGCCAGCCGUUUGGUGGUUGUUGAUAGUGGCAAUAAUCAGGACAUCGUUGAUAAUAUGGAAUUGUCUCAGAGCAAUGUAACGAAGCUCGACGGUAGUAUUGUAGCUGUCGAUUCAUCCAUUAUAUAUAAGCUUCCAGAAGUGUGUAAAUGUGAGAGAAUUUCUGCAACGUUGGAUCAGAAAGCAGAUGCUCUGAAAACAACAAUGUCUCUCAGUGAAGAAACUUCAAACGAACUCGAAGCAUCGAUGUUCGCUGAUGAUCUAGCAAUUGCGGCCUGUAGCAAACAUGAAAUGCCAAAUAACUUGGAAGUAGUAGCUGCAUGGCAUGUCGAUAGAACGAAUAAUGGUUGUGGAACAACACCUACAGUCAAUACCGCUGAUAUUUCAGAAGCAAUGCCUGUAAAUGGUGAGCGGGAACGCGUAGACAAAUCGGAACUAACAAGUCAGACGCCACCAUCCUGGAAUGACGGCAAAGCUACGGAUGACGGCUCUGAAGCAGCGUGUUUAGUCGGCAGCAAGCGAAACGGUUCGGAUACUGUGACUACAUCAUGUGAGGUCAGUGACCGGGGAAUAUUGGAAACUGGAAAUGAUGUGGCUCCAGUUGGUGAGCAAAAGACGUCAGACACAGUCGAAGAAAUGCCUAGAGCUAGUGAGAAGACGGAUGCCGAUGCCGACAAUUCGAUUUCUUUGGAUACGAACGUUUCAGUCAAUGACAAGGAACCUGCAUUCAGCUUGGAGCCAUCUGUUUCAGCUUUUGUCGUGGACACCGUAAACCUUUUUGGAGUCAGACAUGGUGAAACUGUAGGCAAUAUGCAACUCAUUCCUUGGGUUAGUGGGUUUGUCGACAUUUGUGCUCCAACUUCUUCAAGUCCUACAUUUAAUGAACCUAAAAGAGAAAAACGUUCAUUGGCGAAUGUUGAGGUAUGGGCUGACAACUUGAAGGACGGUCUACCUUCUCAUGACGAUGCCUUUUCCGAUGCAAGUAAAGCCCCUAAACAUCAGUUAACUGUGAGCAAAGAUGUGGUAUCUACAGAAAAGGGUAGCGCCACAGACAUAGUGCCAAGUACAAGUAGCAAGUAUUCUCUGGUUGAGAGUGAUUAUGGUCUGUCAUCUGCAGACGAAGCGCCGUCUUCUGAUGAUGAAGUCAGGACAGUUUCGUCUUUGUCUGUCAAUGUGUCGCUGUCGUCGGUUCAAGUGCUUUGCCGACAACAUGCAGAUACAUCCGACGUCGUCACUGUGACCAAAGAUUGUGAGAAUGCUAUAACUGUAAGCAAAGAGUCUUAUAACCACUUUGUAACAGAGAAGAAAGACUGUGAGACACCAGCUGAGUCUCGUUUGCAAUCGGGCUUGUGUACCACUUCAGUAGAGGUAAACAAGGUGCCUUUAUCUCGUCAGGAAACAGACGAUCGUGAGUCUGUGGAGCGAGAAAUAUGUGGACCAAAGACGGUCGAUCGUGAGUCUGUGGAGCGAGAAAUAUGUGGACCAAAGACGGUUUUAAAAGGGUCGGUCAGUUUAGCUUUGCAGCCAGACGAUGGAGACAAUAGGCAUACAUCGAGUGGGAGUUCAAGCCGCACAAAGAUAAUCAAACAGUCGUCUCCAAGUAGAAUCGAGUCCGAGAAUGCUUCGCAUAACGGAGUUUCUAGCUUGCCGACCACUCGUACCGAUCCUACUGCGACAUCCAACUCUUGCAUUGAUCAAUCAAGAAAUGAGUCGCCAGAGCCUGCUUUGCAAUCCCUUCAUCACUCUCGCCAAGCACACUCGCUUCAGAUUGCAAAGCACGAUUCUAGUCGAGUGCAAGCAGACCGAAGACCAUCGCGUGUCUACUCGUCCAAGCGUUUGCGCACGCAGGAGGACGAAGGUGAUGGCGGUGGUGACGGUGGCGAGCGGUGUGCAAAAAGGCCACGUAUAUCUAGAAGUAAUCUUGAACGUUUUGACCGUCGAGAGAAGAACACACUUUUGUCUCACGAUAGCGAUCGACGUUGUGAUCUUCACGGGAAAGUGUGUCCUACUUCAAGGAAUGAUGAUCAACGCUCUGACGGUCAGACAAGACCUAGACGGGCGACUGAUGUUGGUUACCAAGUUUCUGAACGUCAAGCAAACAACAAACGUACAGGUGAGUCUAAUGAUGACGGACGACGUGGUGCUAGUAAAGCGGGACGUUUGCGUGACGAAGAUCAACGAGUGGACAUUGGAAUGAAAGCUGCACGAUUCCCUGAUCUUAAAAGACGGACACACAAUGUAUUGAUUCAGGCUGGUGCUGUGAGUAAAGCUCGCAAUAAGCAGACCCGUCUCGCUCCCGAUUCAUCCGAAUCGUCUUUCGAUCAUCAUUGCAAGUCGCCGACGACGGCACGAUGGCGUCAGCUAGCACUAAUCGAGACAGAAGGAAAGCGUGCCAGUGAGAGCUCCCCUAGCAAGACGCUGGUACCUGAUAAAAUCGGUGUGGUGUGGCGACGAGUGAGGAAACCCACCCAAGGAAACAAGAAGUUCGAACUGUCUGAUUCGGGUGAAGAUGAAGAGAUAAAACAGCGGGAAACACAACCAGUGCAUCCUUUGGAUACGUCUGGUGGUCGAUCGACUUCUAGGAAGAUAUUGUGGGCAGGUGGGGCGAUAAGAAGUAAGGAACGUAGAUCAAGGGAGAGAUUGCACCGUCUUGAGAGGAAACGAAGAGAAAAGAGUGCUGUGGAAAACGGUGGAAAUAACUCUAUGUCGCCGUCGUCACGUGACAAGUAUCCCGACAGUCGCUGUUUGAGAUCGGGACAUCGCGUGCAGCGUCAGGGCUCACACGAACGACGCGACCACGGCAAAGAGCAGCAAACUCCGUCGGAUAUGUCUCGGUCUCAGUCAAAGGACGGAGAUCGAAGUCGAUCUCAGUCAAAGGACAGAGAUCGAAGUCAGUCAAAGGAUGGAGAUCGAAGUCAGUCAAAGGACGGAGAGCGAAGUCAGUCAAAGGACGGAGAUCGAAGUCGAUCUCAGUCAAAGGACGGAGAUCGAAGUCAGUCAAAGGACGGAGAUCGAAGUCAGUCAAAGGACGGAGAUCGAAGUCAGUCAAAGGACGGAGAUCGAAGUCAGUCAAAGGACGGAGAUCGAAGUCAGUCAAAGGACGGAGAUCGAAGUCAGUCAAAGGACGGAGAUCGAAGUCAGUCAAAGGACGGAGAUCGAAGUCGACCUCAGUCAAAGGACGGAGAUCGAAGUCAGUCAAAGGACGGAGACCGAAGUCGAUCUGGCAGGAGCAAGUCGGGAUCCGAUUACGUGACGGAACUGCCUCACAAAAAACGCAGUCACUCGCGAGACACACACAAUGAAGACAGUUGUAAACGCGAUGGAAGUCACAAAGUUAGCUCACGCUUAUUGGACAACAAAGAUGAUAGGAAACGAUCUCGAAAAAGAGAUCACCCAGACAGCAAUCAAACCACCAAAAAAGUUAGGGAAAACAUGUCAAGUAAGCGUGGCGACCCCAAAAAGUCGAGCGUCAAAUCCAAGCCAUGGCGACCGUUCAGCCGGCGAAGCUCGAGAAAGAAGAAAGAAGAAGACCAAGACGAGGCCGAUAUCGGUCGCCGACUCGCCAUGGUUAGCGUACCAGCAACAACAGCAGACUACACGCCAGGUCCGAGCGUUUUUCGAGAUGACGUUCUGGACAGAGGCCGCUUCCGUUCGGCAAACGUCUUGUCGGAAUCUGUAACGUCUCUGGACGUAUUGACAGGCGUCAAGGAGGGAGAGAAUAGCGUUUCAACGAGUAGUGGGAACGCUGCGAAUGCCGAAGAUGGGGCGAAAGACAACAGGGAAGCCGUACAGUCUUCAGAAGCAACAGUGUCGGAGAUACGCGCCAUUACUCAACAGAUUGUUCAGUUGCAGAAGGCGGAUGACGACAAGGAGUCAGACGACGACGACAACGAGUCGGACGACGUGUCGAGUGACUCGGACGGCGAGGUGAAAGGUGUUUCUCAGGAAACUGGGAACGAGAGCCAGUCGACGGAGCCGUUUAUUUUCAUGAAUCGUUCUUUUGCGGAAUCUGAUACUGCUCUUUUUACACCGCCUCCUAAGCCUCCUAGAGCUGCAGGGAGGUCGACAGCAACAGCUCAGUCUGCACCUACCACUCCUCAGGUUCAGACCACUAGUGUUGAUGAAUCGUCUUCGCAGUCUCAAGAAUUAGAUAUCAACGUGAAUUCGAGGCCAGGGAGCAGCAUACUGCGUCGUAACAGCAGUCGGAGAAAUAGGAAUGCAGCUGUUAUAGGAAGUACUAUUGUUGUCAAGUCAGAUGGCCAAAAGCAGGUUGCCGAUGAGACAGAUCAAGGAGGUAGUAGAGUGACGAAAAGGAAAGCAAACAGAUUAAUGGCUGAAGAACAGAAAGAAGCUCUAAGGCGAUCUGUGUCAAUGGGCAGUGACUUCUUUAUAUCUGAAUUGGGAAGAGACGAAGAGGAUAGGAAGAGAGCAGUAAUUGAUACAAAGACAAAUCCACUUCUUGAUGACCAGUCAGUGAAAGGUACGGCAGAGAUGUCUGAGGAGCGUGCAAAGAAAGAUGCAUCUCCAAGUCCAAGCAGUGGCUCAACUGCUUCGUCUCCUUAUUCAUCUAUUCGUAAUAUCCCAGCUGGUUUAGUCAGUGACAUUCGUGCUGAGAUGGACGGUCUGAUGUCACGAAUUCGUGCACUAGAGGAAGAGAACAAGAUGUUACCUGCAUUAAGGGAUCAGGUUGUUUCCCUAGAGCAUGACAAGCAGGAACUACAGCUGGACUUGGAGAAUCAAGGUUCUAUUCGACAGUGGACUAAAGGAGCUAGGAAAUCGAUGUCUUCUAGUUUGGUUAGUUUGCAACUUUUACAGGAAGAAAACAGGAGAAUACCUGACUUGCAGCAGAAGGUGAGUAAUUUAGAAGAGGAGAACAGGGUACUGAGACAAGAGAAACAACUGCAUACUUUGCUUCCAGAGAAGGCUGGAGUAAUUGAACUGGAAACCAAGACUAUGGUAAAAAUGAUUGAGAUAGAGAGAUUAGAGGCAGAGAAUCAGAGACUUCUUGAAGCUCUUCGACAGAAAGAUCACCUUUCACAAUCCCCGGCAGACACAAGGCGUUAUGGUGAUGAUGAAAUUCGAAGGAAACUGCAUGAAAAGAACAAAUGUUUGGAACAAGAAGUCAAACGACUGCAAAAGAAAGCUGCUGAUGCAGCUUUGAUAAGCCAAGUGGCUGACAGUGCAAUUAUUAAAUGGCGAGAAUUAGAGCGACAAGUAAAAGAUCUUCCUAAGCUACGCUCUCAAAUAGCUAAAUUACAAGAAGGUAAGUCACGUUUGGAAACGCAAGUGAACCUUUAUCAACAGCAAUCGCACCUUCAACCAGUUCCACCUGCAAUGAGCCCAAUGACAGUUUCAUCUCCUAAUUUAUCGGUUAUUUCGUCUGGAAGCACGUCAUCAAUGGAUUCAUACUCGAAGCCAGUUGGUGAAGGCAUUCAGCUGAAGUUAAUUGACGAAAAUGUGAAGUUGAAGAAAGUUAAUGAACAACUAAAAAGCAAAUGUAGUGGACUAGCUCAAUCUGUGAAUAUACUAAAGAGUCAAAUGGAACAACAGAGGCAGCAGCUAUCAGAGCAGCUAGAGGGAACUAGACUGGAGUUGACAGUAGACAAACAGCAGCUUGAACAGGAGACAGAACGGUUGAAGCAGCAGAACAGACGGUUAUUGGUGGAAGCUCGAAGCAACAAAAAUGCUCCUGCUGAUGCAAUUGCCAAAAUCAAGUUACUUGAGAUGCAGACCAAAAAUGCUCAGGAGCAGAUAGAAAAGCAGAAGGAAGAAGUUGGAAAGCUGAAGGAUCGGCUGACUGAUUCUGAAAAUGAGGUAGCUGAUUUGAGGAAGAUUAGUACAGGUCUGAAUGGUUUCUUUGCUCGCCUGAGUGAGUUACAGGAUGCAUGUGGAUUAGCAGAUGUUGCUGUUGACAACGUUGGUCACGCCACAGAGGUGAUUGAGGAAACACAUGGACAGUUGCAGAAGUUGCAGUCUUCCUGUGAAAUGCUACGCCAAGAUCGUGACAAACUGCAGUUUACAUGUGAAGCUGCACGAGCAGAGGUAGCCAUAGUGCAGGGGAAGAUACACAGCUAUGUGGGUGAACUUGCGUCGCUUGAGAAGCGACUGCAGGACAGCAACAGGUCUUUGGGAUCAUUGCGCAAGCAGAAUGAGCAGCUGUUGGUUGAAAAGCAGGAGUUGCUGGAAACAGUACGGGGGCUUCGUGUUGAGAAUGGAUCAUUAUGGCAGAAGUCAAAGGAACUGGAAGAACAGAAGAGGACUGCAGAGAUUGAACUGGAUAAAACAGCAAGAGUUUUAGGGGUAGAAGAGAGGCAAGGAAUGGAGUGGAAAGUGAAACUCAACAAUAGUGAAGACACUAUUACUGUUUUACGUGAUGAGGUCAAGGCUCUCAAAUGGGACAAACGGGAAUUAGAAAGUCGUCUGAAGAUCUUGGAAACUACGAAUGCUGAAAAACAUCGUCUUGCUCUAGAAUUGAAGGAACAAGAGGUGAUUAUGUCAGUCCAGGAAAAAUUUCAAAGGCAACUACAAGAUGUAGAGUCAGUGGUUGAAGAAAGGCAGCAGGCUUUGGAGUCUCAUAUUACAUACUUGGAGGAGAUGAAUGAAGAAAAGGCAAAGCGAUGCCAGGAGCUUCAGACAACCUUGGCAGCUGCAAAAGAACACAAUGGAAGUUUGCAACAAGAACUAAGAGAACUAAAUAUGCGGGUGCAGUCUUGUGAGGAUGAGGUCAGCGCAGUCCAGUCUCAGAAAGAGAUGUUGUUGAAAGAACGUGAAAAGUUUAGCCACGAGAAAGAGGAAAUGCAGAAUUCUCUGGAUGAGCAAAAGUCUCUUCUCUUGUCACUUCAAGAAGCAAGGCAGCAGAUGCAAGAUAAUGAGUUGAAGCGACAACAGUUAAUGGCUGGUUUGGAGGCCGAAAGAGAUGCUCUCAGAACUGAACUAGCAACAACUAAGGACGACAAAGGUGAGAAAGAUGCUGAACUGAGGAGCUUGCAAAAGCUGGUUGACGAAAAGAACAGUCAGGUUGCUGACAAAGAUGAAGAAAUACAAAAGAUGUGUGCUGAGCAUGAGAAGAAACUGAGAGAGAGAGAAGGUGAAGCAGGAAUAGAAUCUAACAAGCAUCUUCAGCGAAUUGAACAGCUUCAGCUGCGUGUUGCAAAUCUUCAGAAGGAGCUGCCUGCUGCUGAACUGGAGACUCAACAAUUGAAGGAAACUGUGGACCAGUUGCAACUACAACUUUCAACGACUGAAACUCGACUGGCAUCAGAGCAACAUAGAACAACUGAGCUUGGUGAAGAUCUUGACUUGCUUUGUGGUCAACUUGAGAAGGAAAAGACAGAGCGAGAUGGCAUUCAAGCUGCUUGUAAGACCGCUCAAGAAGAACUAAUUGUUUUGAAGACACAAAUGGGCACAAGGGAUAAUCAAAUAGAUGGGUUACAACAUGAUUAUGAUGUGACUUGUGAGAGGUUGCAGCAAAUGGAGACAACAAAGGAUGAGUUAGUUAAAGACAAAACGACCUUGGAGGAACAAAAUCAUGUAAUGGCAACCAAAUGUGAAAAACUUGAGAAGGAACGUGACUUGUUGUCUGAACAAUGCAAAGAAAGUGAUCUCGAAUUUCAGCAAAUGACUACCAGUUUGUACAGUGUUUCUAGCAGAGUUGAAGAGCUUGAAUCAAUAGUUGCUGAUUCAACUAAUGUGAAAGCUGCUCUUGAAGGAAGGGUUGAUGAGCUGACGUCUCAAAUAAGAAAAGCAGAACAGCAGGCUUCUGAACAACGAGAAUUAGCUGCUGUGCUACAGGAAAGGAAUGGUGAAUUGAUGCGCCGUGUUCAGCAAUAUGAAGAUGAGACUUUGCCAAAAAUGAAGGAAGAAACGUUACUUGUGGAGAAAGAAAAAUUAGAACUGGAAAAUUGUAUUUCUUUGAUGACAACAAAAUUAAAUGGUUUAGAAGAACAAAAUGAGGCGUUCCAAAAGGAAGUUGAAGAUUUGCGAAAGGCAAGAGUUGAAAUUGACUAUGAGAAAGAUCGCUUUAGUCGUGAAUUGUCUGAGCAGAAAGGAAAGGAGGCUGAAAUGGUAGACAAGGUAAGGUCAUAUGAAAAGGCAAUAGAGGCAAGUGAGAAACUAGUGAAACAGGUUCAGGAUGCGAAGGCUGCUGCAGAGGAAGAUGUCAGGUCGUACAAAUCAAGAGUGGUCUCUCUUCAGUUAGAGAAUGAGCAAGCUGAAGAUACUGCCAAUGAACUACAGAAAGAACGUCAGCGCCUCCAAGAUGAGUUAGCGAAUCUACAAGAGAGUUUGAAGAAGUCUGAGGAAGUAGAACAGAAUAUGAGAAACUCUCUAGAAGAAGCAGAACGAUAUCGCAAGGAGUCUGAGGCACAGAUGUCCAGUCUAAGGGAAAAUAAUAAGCAACUCACUGAAAAUUGCAGCAGACUAGAGUUGCUAACAGAAUCACUGGAGGAUGCACAACAAGCUUAUGUCUCUAAUAUGCAAGCAUCAACAAAGGAAGUGGAAAGACUGACUGCUGCUAACACUGAGCUAACUGAACAUUUGCAAGCACGGCCUUCAUCGCAAUCUAUGUUGGAAGACAAUGCUGCUGUAUUUGAUAGUGACGAGACACAGUUUCUGAAAUCUGACAAUGCUUUACUGAAAGAUAAGGUGCACCAUUUGUUGGAAAGUGUGGAGCAGUCACGCGAAGAGAAUCGUCAGAUCCAGUUGGUCAUUGACGAAAUGGAGCAGAGUAUACCAGACAUUACAAGCAAGAAUAAGGAACUACAAGAACAGAACAAAUCAUUACGUCAGCAGAUUCAGUUAUUGAGUACCAGAUUGAAAGAUGUUCAAGAAUUGGAUCAGGAGAAGAUGCAGCUGGAAUGGAAACUUCAAGACAUGGAGCACACUCUUCCCAUGAUUCAGCAACAGAAGGAGGUGUCUGAUGUUAAAGCACAAGAGGCUGAAGAGCUGUCUCGGCGUUGUCAGCAGUUACAAUACAAGGUGGCUGACUUGGAUGAUGAACUAUCUGUCCAGCGUUUACAUGCACAACAAGUCCCACUGCUCCAAGAGCAAUGCAAGUUUAAGCAGAAAGAAGUGAAAAGUCUUGAAGGUGAGAUCAAGAUAAUGGGGAGAGAAAUAAAAGAACUAGAGUUGGAAGUGGCCGUGUGGAAGCAGAAAACACAACAGCUGAAGGAAGAUAGAGAGAUGCUGCUGUCUGAUGUCAACGAGUUGAAACAAGCAAAUCAGAGAUUGUCACUGUUGGUCGACAAUGACAAGCAGGACCAUGUGGAACGUGAUGCUCAAGAUAUGGCAUCAUGGCAGCAAGUUAUUGCUGAAUUGGAACGUGAUAAUCAGCAACUACAGAAACAACUUGAUGAGAAUAGUGCAACACAACGACGCUUGGAAGAAGAAAACAGAGAAAUGGUACAUUUGAAUGACCUGGUACUGGAACUCGAAGAGGAAAAUAGCAAACUGCAGAACAAGCGGGACCAAGACAAGAAAAAGAUGAAUGAACUUAGUCAGCAGAUAAAAGAAAGUGCUCUUCUUCAAGAUGAAGCUGAGACAAAAGAUCAAAAAAUGCAACGCUUGACUACAGAAGUUGGCAACUUAGAGGCUCACGUGUCUGAACUUUUGAAGGAAAACGAGCAGUUACAAAGUGAGGUCAAUGGUUAUCGUAAAUCUAAAGGAUCAGAGGCAGUGCGACGAUCUACUUCACCAGAAAGUGCUCAGCGAGACAGUAGUGUUGUUUUGACUUUAGGAACAAGAGUUAGAGAGCUAGAAACUCUAGUGGCAGAACUGCAAGAUGAAUUAGAUCAAUCACAUGUUCAAAAUGGAACCGAUCGCAAAUCUUUGACAGGCCAGAAAGAUACUUCUCCUCCACGAAGACUUUCUCGAAGGUUGUCAUUCUUGCCAAGUCCGAGUGACAAAGGAAGAGGCCAUCCAGAUUUUGCUGCUGAAGCUGGAUUUAGUGCACCACUAUGUGACGCCUGUUCCCUUCUGGUUCCUGUGCUGGAUGCUUGUGAAGAGCCACAUUCACCAAGAGAGAUUGUCGCAGUGGAUUUAAUUAAAAGGCAUUGGUUUACACUGACAUCUGGUGAAAAAUGCUCCGAAUUACAGCUGAAGAAAUGGGUGAAAGCAUUGGCACAGAUGUCUCACAAUCUGCUAAAGUUUGUCAUUAAUUCUUCAGAUGGCAAUGGUAACUCAGCUCUACACUACCUCAUAUCACAAUCAAAUUUUCCUGGAGUAGAAGUUCUGUUGGAUUCUAACUACUGCAAUGUUAACAUACAGAAUGCUGGUGGUUACACUGCUGUGAUGUUGACGGCCCCUGUAGAAGUACAAGGUCAUGUAGACAGGAGAGUACUACGGAAACUAUUUAUACAAGGGGAUGUGAAUGUCAGAGCUGCACGGGAUGGACAGACUGCACUGAUGUUGGCCGUAACACACAGAAAUGUUGAACUAGUGAAGUUGCUCCUGGCUGCAAAAGCCGACUCCUCGAUGCAGGACGCGGAUGGUUCAACUGCUUUGAUGUGUGCUUGCGAACACGGUCAGGAGGAGAUAACGCGGUUACUAUUGGCCCAACCUGGCUGUAAUGUCAAUGCUAAAGACAACGACGGAUGCACGGCUCUCCAAGUUGCGAUGGAUGCCGGUCACGAGGAGAUCGCUACACUACUUUAUGCUCACAUGGUCUACAUGAGCCCAUCUGCAAACAGACGACAACUUUCUAGGACAGCAGCUCCCAGUACUAAUGCAGCAACAUAGUAUCAAGGCUGUUUGCUAUAUUGACUGGUUUAGGACAGCAGUACAACAUCAUACUAACACAUUUUGCAAUGCAGUAUAGUGCACUUCUGACGACAUUGGACACUUGGGUUUGAUUACAUUUGGCAUUUUUCUACAGCAACUCCUCAUUUGGUGUUGAACUAAUGAUUCUGUAGUUUAAUUAAUUAAUUAAGUUAAUUAA
Corticium candelabrum is the source of this 17549-nucleotide messenger RNA. RefSeq lists its product as uncharacterized. NCBI's taxonomy places the organism in Eukaryota, Metazoa, Porifera, Homoscleromorpha, Homosclerophorida, Plakinidae. The record is from RefSeq and is a predicted model, not a curated record. The coding region runs from base 59 to 17350 and encodes 5763 amino acids. Gene Ontology annotation, molecular function: protein binding; histone H3K79 methyltransferase activity. Gene Ontology annotation, cellular component: nucleus. The transcript is spliced from 30 exons. Gene Ontology annotation, biological process: regulation of transcription regulatory region DNA binding; DNA damage checkpoint signaling; DNA repair.